Messenger RNA from Bacidia gigantensis, 2040 nucleotides. RefSeq lists its product as uncharacterized. The coding region runs from base 1 to 2040 and encodes 679 amino acids. The transcript has a single exon. The record is from RefSeq and is a predicted model, not a curated record. NCBI's taxonomy places the organism in Eukaryota, Fungi, Ascomycota, Lecanoromycetes, Lecanorales, Ramalinaceae.
AUGCAAGACGCCGAAGCUCCUCGCCGAGAAAAGGAUACACGGUGUCGUCACAGGUCAAUUACUCUUGGCUUCCUCGAGCAGCAGGCCACCGUCGUACCACAUGAUACCCACUCUUCUACGCUUGACAAUGCAGAAAUACCUGGCCAGACUCAAGUGUUGCGGUUGAACAGACCAAGCCAGUAUCUGAGGCCGACAAGCCAUAUUUCCCUCAAUUCCGAUAUGCCCUUGCGCAGACCCCAGGACUUUGAAGAUGUCCUGCGAGGCAUUGAUCGGCAGCUGGAGUUGCCCAUUUCACCAACCUCGAUAGACCUGACAGGAGCCAAUGGCAAACCUGUAGCAAUCCAAGUCGCAAUGAACGCCUUCGAGAGGGGAGAAUGUAGUACGGAGUAUCUAGAUCGGAGAUUGUUGCCUGCAGGCUUGCGAACUCUUGCUCCUAAAACCUGUUCACAGGCAAGCUACAUGAACCGCAUUCCUGAAAAAUUACAGACAUCACACGAAGAGGGUGCUGAACUCAUCAAGACGGAUCAUGACUGGAUCCACAAUAGUGAAAUUGCGAAAGACACCCUUCUUCGCACCAGCUUUGACUCAUGGCGUUCAGGGCAGACGCAAUCGUUUUUCGAAGAUGCCAUAAAGUCACUUGAGGAAGCCUCAAAUCACAUAAGCGAAAGCAAAAGAAGCUCUUCGUAUUCAGUGACCGGCAUCAAUGAGGAUUUGCAACAUGGAGGAGAUGAUCGUGCAAACCUCACGAACAGCUUUCACCGGCCUAAGCGAAGCGUCUCGAUGAUUGCAGUGGCCAAUCCGCUUCUCAGAGCAGCCUCGUCUAGACCGGCUCCACCUUUCCGCCAUUCACUAUCACAAGGAACGUAUUUACGUUCGAAAUUCACUUUCACUAAGACUGGGAGACCUCGACUGCCUCCAGAAUGGGUCGAACAGCAACGAUCUCGACUGCCCGACAUAAAUACCAAGGAUCAUCCGGCCUUCAGGGCCCGAGCGAUAUCGCAAGCACGAGAUUCCCUGACUCUCACUCGAUCGGAACACUACGAGAAUACUUGCAGACACCUCUCAAAUCGUGAUUCAUGCACCUGCACAAUCCCCACCUCACCUACCACAGCUCGGCAGAGCAAUUGUUCAACCAUUGACACUCCUCUCACUCCUUUCACUUCGCCAGCUAGCUCACUAACCAAACAUCGUCAUUCAACCAUCGGAUCAACAAGCAAAGUUAAAUUUGAUGACUCAGCCUUCAGUCAAAUCAUGACAGAUCGUUUGAAAGACGGUCAGCUACAAUCGCUCCGUCGCAAAGCGGAGGGCACUGCGAGAGAGGAAACGGUUUUUGCUUAUUGGGAUACGUCUCCGCCGCCACAGCGACAGCGCGACCAUAGUCCACAAGCUAGCUACAAUUCCUCUCGAUUGUCGGAUGCAAGCUCUACAUGCCUAUUAGGUCACACUCAAAGUCUUACCGAGGAUUUUGAUUCAGACGCGAGGGCAGCUACCCACCGACUUCGACGAACCGUGUUAGAAGCUGAGAUGGAAGGCCCGUACGCAAAUCCAUUUGAGGAUCCAAGACAUACAGAUAGCUCUCUCUCAAUUGCUGAGCCCGAAAAGCUUACAAGCAAAGAAAAGUCCAGCUCACAAUCUCUUCAUAGCGAGUCUAAGCCAGACGAUCUAGCCGAGCAACAUGAAAGACAAGCGUCGCCAGUGUCUCGGCAGCGUCCUUUAUCUACUCUGAGCAGCUAUUUGAACCAUCGUGGAAGGGCGCCAAAGGAGGGUCUGACUGGCGGAAAGGUAAACAGAGAGGCCUGCUACGCUCGAAUGCAGGCGCUCCUGUGUGCGAAGCCACUGGAUACACCGCCAGGCACGAAUCUUGCCUUUGAAGACACUCAAUCGCCUGUCAACGAAUAUUCGGAUGCUGAGGAGAACACUCAUCGGGCCGUUAGUGCUAUGGAAAACCCAAGAGAUCAAUGGUCGCACGAAGAAAGUAAGAGAAGGUGGAGCGGGAUGGGUGGAAGCGUACGAAAAAAUUUGAGGCGUACGGUGAGAUAA